This is a messenger RNA of Caenorhabditis auriculariae, 821 nucleotides long. The record is from the annotation of a GenBank genome assembly. NCBI's taxonomy places the organism in Eukaryota, Metazoa, Nematoda, Chromadorea, Rhabditida, Rhabditidae.
AUGGAUUUUCCGCGAGUCUCAGUAUAUUCCUUCACCAUGAACUGCGUAAUGUUGAUCGAAUUUCUCUCCUACUUCACCUUGUUCCUAAUUGUGGGCCUUGGACUUCACCUACGUAAGUCUUUGAAACUAAAAGAUGUUUAGUUAUGAAAUGAAUUUGCAGUCUUCUGCCGGACCUACAAGUUGAUUCAUAACAAGAGGAAAGAGAGACAAGAAGCCGUGACCCGAGGCAUCAUGUACUCGGUCGUGCUCACUCCGAUGCGUCCCCAGCCCAGCAUACCGUGAAAAUCAAACCGAAACCGGCGGUUAUAAUGUUGUUCAAUAAACAUAUUAUUGGUUUUCGAGAAGUUUUGAGUUGCAAGCAUUUCAUUGAGCAUUGAUGAUUCCAGUCGUGACAAACGGAGCGUUUUUGAUUUUGAGAAAUUUUAUCAAUCAAGGCGAAGCAAAACAAAGUUAUUCGAGUGGAAAAAGGAAAGGCCUUGGUAGAUUAUUAAUCGUUACCAUGGCACUGAUCAUCUCACACUUUCUUCCGAAGUUCAGUUCUCUACUCGAUUAUAACAAAAGUUCCUGCUAGCCGAUUUCUCGUCCUCCAUCAUGAAGGAUCCGAUCCCGGCUUACUUUUUGGUUUUACUAGUUAUCUUCAUCUGGAUUUUUCUGAGUAAGUUUUGAGAGUUCGAUGCGAAACUUCAGAUUAUAUUUCAGUCAUGCGCCAUGUAGCUGAUCUCUUGAACGAACGGAGAGAAGAGACACCAGAAGUCGAGCUCACGGACUUCGUUUACCCGGUCAUGCUCACUACACUGGACUCCGAAAUCUACACGCCCUGA